AUGGUAUAUCACAUUCCAGAUUUUCUGGAUUCAAGAACACUUGUCAUUCGUGAAUGUAUCCGAUUAUCUAAUUCGAUGAGGAAGCAUAUCAUAAAAAAUGAUUAUAAUCAAUUGGGAAUGAGUGUUGUAAUUGGAACUGGGAAUGAGUUUUUUACGAAUGCAGUUGAUUCUAAUAUCAGUAUAAAUAAUGGUUCAGCUGGGAACCAUCCUUUUAAUUACCUAUCUAAGUAUAAUAAUAUGAACAACGGUGAUCAACUAAUAAGCAAACUAUUGGCCUUGAAAAAGAAACUUUUGUCCAAUGAAGAUGCAAUGUCCACAUUGUCACCUGUUGAGAUAUUAGAGCCAUUUUUAUUUAUCAUCGUUAAUAGUUCUGUUCCUGGGGAUAUUACAGUUCAAGCAUUGGAGACUGUAGGUAACUUUUUCAGUUUGAAGAUUGCCUUUGAUGGGAUAGGCAUAGAAUAUGUCCGCGCUUACACAGAGACUAUAAGAGCAUUAACACAUUGUAGAUUUGAGAGAUCCAGUAGUAUCACAGAUAAUUCAGUACUGUUAAAAGUGGUAGACAUGCUUCAGACUCUCCUUGUCUCGCCAAAUAGCAAUAUUCUACCAGAUGGAGUUAUUUACGAAGUAUUACAAAUAAUCUUAUCCAUGGUUUGCAAUACUAGAAGAACUGAAAUACUCCGCAAGGCCGCAGAAACUUCUUUAAUAAAUGUAACAACAAGAGUGUUCUCAAGGCUUGCCGACAUUGAAGCAUCAGAAUCAAAUCAUGUCUACAUCAAUUCAGCUGUGUACGCCAAAAAUAAGCUAAAGAAAGAUACUAUUGGUACAAGUAAGUCAGAAUCAUCUGAUGAUGUUUUGAAUACAAAAAAUACAGUGAAUAAAGAUUCAUCUGUGAAAGAGGCAGCAAAACCAGCAGAACUUAUAAUCGGAUCAGGUACUUCAAUAAUUGAGGAUCAAUAUGGUUUACCAGUCAUUAUUGAUUACUUAAAUCUUCUAUUGUCUCUGAUCCUUCCAGAAAAAAAUGAAAAUGCAUCUACAGAGGCAACACUUUUAUCUCUUAAAUUAUUAAAGAUUGUAAUCGAUAUCUCAGGUACUUAUUUUCUGCUACAUCCUCGUCUAUUUGCAUUUGUAUCAGAUCCAAUUUUUAAGUCUGUUUUAUACAUUAUUCAAAACUCAGAAAAUUUGUUGAUUUUACAAGCUGUUCUUGAAUUAUUUGCAACUAUAUACCUAGUUUUUGGAAAUUCACUUCAGAGGCAAAUUGAAUUAACUUUAAACUGCCUAUUACAAAUUAUUUAUGAUAAAGAAGAUGAUAAGGAUAAAAAAAAAACGAAUGCUGUUGUCAACGUACAAUUUAAGGAAUUGAUAAUGGAACAAUUAUCUGUUCUAUGGACUUGUUCGCCAUCUUUUUUCAUGUCCCUAUUCGCUGAAUUUGAUUGUGAUCUCGAUAAUGUUGAUAUUUCGUUAAAUUUAAUAAAUGCCUUGAUCAAUAUGACAGUUUCAGAUAAUACGAGUAUUAAUGCCUCUGUCACUAUUCCAUCUAUCUCGUUGGAUGGGGUUUUUGAAUUUGUGGAAGACAUAUAUGAUAAUAUUCAAUGUAUUGAUAAAACUGUAUAUUGGAGUGAUAAGAAACUACUGCCGUUGCUUGAACAGAGAGAACAGAAAACUGUGUUUAUUGAAUCUGCUGCAUUAUUUAAUAAAAAACCAAAAGAAGGUAUUUCAUUACUUCUCGAGAAAGGAUUCAUUUCAUCAGACACAGAUGAGGAUAUUGCAAAGUUCUUAUUUGAAAACAAUACAAGAAUGAACAAAAAGACAAUAGGCUUGUUACUAUCCGAUCCGGAUAAAAAGUCUCUGUUAAACUACUUUAUUGGACUAUAUGACUUCAAUGAAUUAAGAGUUGAUGAAGCUCUUCGUAUUUUAUUAACCAAAUUUAGGCUGCCUGGCGAAUCUCAGCAAAUUGAGAGAAUAAUCGAAUGUUUUGCACAAAAAUAUGUCAAUGAUCAUAAACCAGAAAAUAAAAAUGAUAAUGAUAGUGAUAAUGAUAAAGAAAUUGUGAAUCCAGACCUUGAUUCCGUCUUUGUAUUGAGUUAUUCGAUUAUCAUGUUAAACACCGAUUUACACAAUCCACAAGUUAAAGAACAUAUGACGUUUGAAGAUUAUUCAAAUAAUUUAAAAGGAUGUUACAACUCAAAAGAUUUCCCACAUUGGUAUCUUGAUAAAAUAUAUUGUUCCAUUAGAGAUAAAGAAAUUAUUAUGCCAGAAGAGCAUCAUGGUAAUAAAAAAUGGUUUGAUGACGCAUGGAAUAAUAUUAUUUCGUCUACUUUAGUAGUUACUGAGAACACUUUGAAAAAAAAUAGUAUUAUUAAUAACUUAAGCAAGUACGAACUGGCUCAAUUAAAUGAAGUUAUGUUUUCAAACGUGGGUAUAAUGUUGGUUGAAGAAUUUACCAAAAUAAUAUUAGGAACUAAAGACCCCUACGUUUUUUCAAAAGUAAUUUUGAUCAUUGAAAAAUGUUUGGAUAUAGCUUGUUUCUUUAAUUUGAGUGAAUUAUACACAAAUACUUUAAGACACUUUGCAACUUAUACUGGUUUAAUAACUAAAGAUGAUGAUGAAUACACGGAUGAUUCUGUUGUUGAAAUAUAUGUUGAAAGCUCAAAUACGCAUAUUCCUGUGUCUAGAACAUCAAUUCAACUAGGUGAAGAUUUCAAAAAACAACAAUAUUUAUCAUCCUUUUUUAGAAUAAUUAGAAAAAACAAUACAACAUCCAUGUUGAGUUCUAAAAUUUGGGAAACAACAUUAGCUUUAAUGAUAAAUCUUUAUGAAAAGAAAUUAAUCGAUCCUGAUGUUUUCCAUGAUUUUCAGAAGCAACUCUGCAUUGGCAAUUUACCGAAACCAAAACCAGCCGUUGUUAUUAAUAAAGAGAGGAUUAACAGAGGUAUAUUAUCCGCAUUUGCAUCCUAUCUGAAAGGCGACGAAGAACCUUCAGAUGAUGAGAUUGAAACAGCAUUAAAUGCUCUGGAGUGUAUUAAGAAAAUCAAUGUCACCAUGUCUGUAUUUGGUAUUGGUGCUCAGUUUACUCCUGAAUUUAUCGAAUUAAUUCUAAAAUCCAUUAAGACAGAAAUCACAGAAGCUAAUAAAUCAUAUUUCGAAACAGAAGCAUUGUUUUUGAUUGAAAUUACGAUCGCUUUGUACUUGCAUUGUAAAGAUAUUUCUAAAUUAGGAGAUAAAAUUUUAGAUUCAGUUAAAAGUUUAUCGGAAUCUGAGCAUAUCACCAAAAAGGGAUUAAGAAGAUUGGUUAGUUACAAAUUGUUGCUAUUAUCCAUACUAAUGAAUAAAGGAGACGUUCUUAAGGAAACCAUUGACAAAAAUCUACUUCAACAAAAUGAGAUUUUUAAUGACACAUUCUUUUCAACUGAUCAAGGUGAAGGUAUUAUUAAAUCUAUUUUAUUGCUAGCUAAACCUGGUAGUUAUAGGGAUUUAUUAUAUAAUGAUGAGAGUUUUUGGCAGUUACUAAGAAACGUGGUUUCAAAUGAGAAUCACUUAUCUGGUGUAUUUGAUUUUAUUAAUUCUUCAAUAAGUAAUGAUUCUAAGAUAUUUACUGAAAUGAAUUUUAAAUGGAUAUUAGGUUUAUUAGAUGAGAUUUCCUCUGCUGGUGCUAUUGGUAACAAAUGGGAAAUCAACAAAGAAUCAUCCGCAGAAAAUCCACAAAAACAUGUUAUCGAAACUUCGAUAAAAUCACUCUUUUUGACUCAAUUUUUAUUUGAGUCUUCAAUAUCUUCAAAUAAAUUCAAUGAAGAGCAAAAACUAUCGUUGAUUCAGGCGCUGUCGCACCAAUGUUUGAACCCUUGCUCAGAAAUCAGCAACUAUGCUAUUCAAUGUAUUGGCAGUAGUCUAACAAAGGAAGAAGUUAUCAAGUCAUUGAGCAUGCAUUCAAUUCAGACCAUCAUUCGAGAAGGCUUGAUGCCUUUGUUAGAAUUGGAUGAAUCAGACAACAUUAAAGAAAAUUAUAUAUCAGACAUCAUCAAGAUGAUCAGUAAGGUCUAUCUAAUUAAUUUGAGAAACCAAAAGGUCACCACAACCACAUUUGAUCAAAUUCUAUCAUUAUUGAAAAAAUAUGAAUCUGAUGAGCACAUUAAAAAGGAAAUUGAUUACUUAGUUAAUGAAAAUACCAGUUACUUAUCUGAAAUGGCUAAAUAA
Tetrapisispora phaffii CBS 4417 is the source of this 4191-nucleotide messenger RNA. RefSeq names its product Arf family guanine nucleotide exchange factor GEA1 (gene GEA1). The transcript has a single exon. Gene Ontology annotation, biological process: regulation of ARF protein signal transduction. Gene Ontology annotation, molecular function: guanyl-nucleotide exchange factor activity. Lineage: Eukaryota; Fungi; Ascomycota; Saccharomycetes; Saccharomycetales; Saccharomycetaceae. The coding region runs from base 1 to 4191 and encodes 1396 amino acids. The record is from RefSeq and is a predicted model, not a curated record.